This is a messenger RNA of Musa acuminata AAA Group (dessert banana), 1011 nucleotides long. RefSeq names its product probable phytol kinase 2, chloroplastic. The transcript has 6 exons. Gene Ontology annotation, molecular function: kinase activity. The record is from RefSeq and is a predicted model, not a curated record. The coding region runs from base 26 to 922 and encodes 298 amino acids. NCBI's taxonomy places the organism in Eukaryota, Viridiplantae, Streptophyta, Magnoliopsida, Zingiberales, Musaceae.
UUAGCGUUGGACUUUGACGGAAAGGAUGUAUUCGGAGGUCUCUCUCCUCUGUUACGCUGCUCCUCCAAUCCGGUCAUCAGCUCAUCUGGGCCGGCGCUCUUUUCCCUCCGUCUUCGGUUCUCCUACCCUGUUUCCGCCCGGCUUCCGCUCCUCCUGCUUCCCCCACCGCCGCCUCCUGGCGACCAUGGUCGAUCCCAUUUCGCUGGAGAGCUCAGUGGUCCAUGAUUUGGGCGCGGCAGCCCUGACGUCUGCUACUGCCCUCGGGCUCCUUCGGUUCUGGGAAGAGCUGGCUAAAAGAGGCGUCUUUGAGCAGAAACUAAACAGGAAGCUUGUACAUAUAAGCAUCGGAUUGGUAUUCUUGCUGUUCUGGCCUUUGUUCAGUUCAGGAAGUCAGGCACCAUUACUUGCAGCAUUAGCACCGGGAAUUAAUAUCAUAAGGAUGCUUCUUUUGGGAUCUGGAAUAUGGAAAAAUGAUGCCAUGGUCAAGUCAAUAAGCAGACAUGGAGAUUACAGGGAACUUUUGAAGGGGCCACUAUACUAUGCCUGCACCAUAACUUUUGCUACCUGGCUCUUCUGGCGGACAUCUCCUAUUGCAAUAGCUGCAAUCUGUAACUUGUGUGCUGGAGACGGUAUGGCCGACAUAGUAGGAAGACGAUUUGGAAGAAAAAAGCUGUUCUACAACCAUAACAAGUCCUUUGCAGGUAGCGUCACAAUGACAUUGGCGGGCUUUCUAGCAUCUGUGGGGUACAUGCAUUACUACCACACCUUUGGGUUCAUCGAAGAAAGCUGGGGAAUGAUCAUACGCUUCUUUGUUGUGUCUCUGGCUAGUGCCCUUGUGGAAUCAUUACCCAUUAGUACAGAGGUGGAUGACAACCUAACAGUUCCAGUGACAUCUUUGUUGGUUGGCGGUCUCGUCUUCUGAUGUUGCACACCAGCUUGUAUGAACUGGUAUCUCACCUCGUAACAGUGGAAACUAGAAUUCAACUGAAAUGGAAUGGUGGCUAUUGUUCA